Molecule: messenger RNA, 3705 nt
Organism: Nymphaea colorata (pocket water lily)
Lineage: Eukaryota; Viridiplantae; Streptophyta; Magnoliopsida; Nymphaeales; Nymphaeaceae
Product: E3 ubiquitin-protein ligase UPL5
Exons: 3
Coding region: 479-3490 (1003 amino acids)
Biological process (GO): positive regulation of protein catabolic process; proteasome-mediated ubiquitin-dependent protein catabolic process; protein polyubiquitination
Molecular function (GO): ubiquitin-protein transferase activity; protein binding
Source: RefSeq, a predicted model, not a curated record
CUCCCCUCCUUUCUCAUUUGGUAAAACCCCCCGUCCCGCUUCCUUCCUGCUCUCAAUUUCUCUCUCUCUUUCCCUCCUGCUUUGGGGGGCGCCAUUAAUUGGUGUUGAUGUAGUUUCUGUUUAUAGGUAGGCUCUGCGAAUUUGGCUCUGGUGGGGGACUUUCCCGAGAUUCUGUUUCCAAGCGGGCGGGCGUUUGGUUACCGUCGUCUGGUUUCGGAUUCCGGGUUUCCUCUGGGCUUGGCAAUUGCUGUGUGGAGGUUUUGGCCGUUUUCCUGGUUCUUGGUCGCUUUUGGGCGUCGGAUUCCUUGUCCGCCCUUUCUUGAAUCUGAUUCCCUCCACUUCCACGGGGGAGUUUCCUUUUUCCGUCCUACGUGCUUCUCUGUUAUGUCUUCCUCAUCGGCUGCAUGGUCAGUUCUCGUCACUCGUCGUCGCCGCCGUCGUUUCGCUUUUCGUAGGCACGGAGGUCCUUUGGAGGUCUAUGGCGAGGAGGUCGUUUGGUGACACCAGCUAUCUGGAGGCUCUGCUUCGUAACCUCCGCGACGGCGACGGUGAGGGGGAGGAGAACAGGUUGUCUUUGAAGAGGAAAGCGGACGGCGACGUGCUCAUGAGUGACGAGGAGUUCGAGGCUAACUUCCCGUUUCCUAAGGUCAGGAGGGACGACUCCGGUCAGUUUUUCCCAUUCAGCCGGGACCUUUUUUUGCAGGGUGAUCGCCUGGUUCCGGGAAUCGGCGGCUUCUUCGGGGAAUCGGAGCGUGGAUUGGGGUCUCCCCUGGCCGCCGGUGCGGGAAUUCUCGGAGCUGCUUGCUCGGAUGGGAGGAAUUUUCCGGAUGUCAACGUUCUCAAGGCAUUCUCGGCGAUCGCUCACUCCAGCCCUCGUGAUCAGGUUCGCGGAAAUUCUGAAACCGCGGUGCAAGACUCGAAUUCUCCUGCUGAUGCCGGAAAACUUGGAGCGAAGGGCCGGAACAUGGAGAGCGUUGAGGCGGAUAGCGACGUCUCUGCUGACUUAUUGAUUCCGAACACAGCCCGCACCCGCUCCGGCCAGUCCAGUCCGGUGCUGGUUGACAGGAGCUUGUCGUGUGGUCACAUUCAGACCUUCAAUGGGACCAUACAAUUACAUUUCUUCGUGAGAACGUUUCCGGAUAGCCGGACGCUAGUUCUUCACGCGAAUUCCGGCGAUACCGUUCGUUCCCUCCAUGAAAAGAUCCAGCGCAGGAUGGGGAUACCGGUUUCCGAGCAGCGGCUCAUCUACUCCGGGAAGCAGCUGGGGAUGGAACAUACUCUUGCAGAGUGCGGGAUUGAGAAGGAUUCCGAGCUUCACUUGGUCGGCCGGAUAAGGAGCACGAGCAAUUAUAGGUCAUGGCAGCUCGCCAACGAGAUCGUCUCGUCGAUUUGCCGGAUGAUGUCUGAGAACCUCGAUCUCCCGUAUCUGCAGAAAAGUGUUCCUAACUUGGUUUCUCAGUUCCUCGAUGUGCAUAUUGCUGGCGAAGUGACCAGCGCUCGCGUGGAACAUGGACGGGUAUUCCAGUACUCAGGUGCGCCAUUAGCUCUCUGCAUGCUCUAUGUGUCGUCUAUAGAUGGUAAUAAGGCCUGUGCUGAAGAAUGCAUUCAGAUGUUGUUAGCGCUUGAAUCCGAUGAACGAAAAGAUACGCUUUCCUGCUAUGCUUCGGUUUUUUUAGUUAUCUGUAAUAGACUUGCUUGUGUUGCACAUGAUUCUGAACUAUACGAGUCAUGCCGCCAUGCUCUUGCACUAUCUCUCGAAUCUGUUGAUGUUGUUCGUUACUGGAAGGAACACUUCGAUGACGUUGAUCUAUUUACCCUUAUUGGGGACGUCGUUACUUAUGUCAAGGAACUGGGCUCUACACUGAAACCGGAUUUUGUCGCGGAUGCGGAAUCACUUUUAUCUUCAACUUUAUCUAAUGCUGUAGGUGAAUUAACUGCUUUUAUGCGGCCAGUGCGCCAAGCUAUAGCGGAGUGCGUUGGGUACUCGGGCGGAAAUUCGGUGCCUAUUGAAGAACUGGAAGGUGCAGGAGUGAUGAAGGAAUUCUAUUUUGCUUUGAUCGAAGUGUUGUGCAAAUUCAGGCUAUUGCUCAAUGAUAUGGACGACCUUUUGACUGGGGAGCCUGCGGUUUUCAGAAAAAUUGGUCAUGAAGAUGCCCAAAAGGUUCUACUUCUUCUGGGGGAGUUUUAUAAUCUGUCCAAGAUCUUUGUGCAAGAGAAAGAAGAGCUUAGUCUGCUUCUACAAGCACGGAGCGCUCUAAUAAACGCUCUGAUUCUAUGCGUGAAGGAGGGGGAUGGUCACUUGUGGAUUUUUAACCAUAAGGACAUUCUUUACGGUGAGACGAUUGAGCAUUUGUUGUUUGCAAUGUUUCCUGAUGUGGACGAUGAACAACUAGGAGAACCUUUUGAGAUGCUUAUAGACAGAUCAAAGCUAUUGGAAGUUUCAUAUGAAUAUGUGGGCAAGUCUUGUUCAAGCCACUUGAAACGUGACAUUUUGAUAGGAUUCAAAGAUGAAGAAGCCACUGGUCCUGGUGUUGUUCGUGAAUGGUUUCACUUGGUGUUCAAUGAACUCUUUGACACGAAGAGGCCACUUUUUGUUGCAUGUUCAGAAGAUAGUCGGAGGUUCUUCCCUAAUCCUGCUUCUGAUGUUGAUCCUAUGCACCUUCAAUACUUCAUGUUUUGUGGACGAAUGAUUGCAAUGGCACUAAUGCACAGGGUACAAGUGAAUGUUGUCCUUUCACGAUCAUUUGUUCUCAACUUGGCUGGAAAGCGUGUUACAUUGGAAGACAUCAAAGAGGAAGAACGAGAAGUCUACGAGAGCUGCAAGCAGCUGCUGGAGAUGGAUGCUGAAUGUCUUGAUUCUGGUGAUUUGGCACUUUCUUUUGUAGUUGAAUAUGAAGAUAUGGGUUCUCGGAAAUCUGUGGAGCUCUGUAAUGGUGGCAAGAACAUAAGUGUGAACAGUAGCAACAGGCAACUGUUUGUUGACCUGCUUAUUGAGCACCGCUUUACGAAACGUGUAUCUAGACAAGUUAUGCAAUUUUCACAUGGUUUCAGAGAUAUUCUUAAUAAUCCAAAGAACAGUAAAUUUUUCUUCCAAAUUGCUGAGCCGGGAAUUCUAGACCAAAUGCUACAUGGAGGUGAUAGAGAUAUAUCUGUGGAUGAAUGGAAAGAACACACUGACUACAAUGGAUACUUGGAAUCGGACUGUCAAAUAGUGUGGUUUUGGCAGGUGGUUGAAAACAUGUCAGCGGAGGAGCAGCAGAUGUUUCUUAGCUUUUGGACCUCUCAGAAUCAUUUACCAGCUAAAGGUUUUGCUGGACUGGAAACUAAUCUUCAAAUCUACAAGCAUGACUGCUCUCCUGAUCAUCUGCCUUCAGCUCAUACCUGCUUCUAUCAGCUCCUGCUCCCACCUUACCCAUCGUUUAGCACAAUGAAGGAUCGCCUCCACCUCAUUUGCCAGAACCAUAUUGCUGCUAGUUUUGGCAUGGCCUAGAAUCAGAUGCCGAUGGUUUUGCAUGUUUAUCCUUGUCUUCAUUUCAUCAAUGUUUAUAAAUACAUUGCACCUGCUGUUGCCUUCUUGCUUCAUACUGUAAAUAUUUCCUUCAUAAUCCAUCAGGUAUUAAGAUACUAUAUUGGCAGACUUCUCACCUGUUAAUCUCAUUUAUUCUCAGCAUCAAUAUAUAAAAGGAUGAUAAAUGUUUUCUGCUA